This is a messenger RNA of Amorphotheca resinae ATCC 22711, 1107 nucleotides long. RefSeq lists its product as hypothetical. Gene Ontology annotation, biological process: tricarboxylic acid cycle; isocitrate metabolic process. The record is from RefSeq and is a predicted model, not a curated record. Gene Ontology annotation, molecular function: isocitrate dehydrogenase (NAD+) activity; NAD binding; magnesium ion binding. The transcript is spliced from 2 exons. Bases 31 to 1107 code for a protein of 358 amino acids. Gene Ontology annotation, cellular component: mitochondrion. Lineage: Eukaryota; Fungi; Ascomycota; Leotiomycetes; Helotiales; Amorphothecaceae.
GACAUCGCUUUCACAACAGCAAGCAACACAAUGGCUGCAAGAACUCUGCGCAUAGGUCUUAUUCCUGGUGACGGGAUCGGGAAGGAGGUGAUCCCCGCUGGUCGACGCAUCCUCGAGGCGCUCCCCUCCUCGCUCAACCUCAAAUUCGAAUUCGUGGACCUCAAAGCCGGCUUUGAAACAUUCGAGCAGACCGGCACAGCUCUGCCAGAUAAGACCGUUGAGGUCCUCAAGAACGAGUGCGAUGGGGCUCUUUUUGGCGCCGUCAGUUCCCCCUCCAAGGCCGUCAAGGGCUAUUCUUCCCCGAUUGUCGCCUUGCGCAAACGCCUGGAUCUCUACGCCAAUGUGAGACCUGUCAAGAGCGUUGCGACAGCUCAGAACCCAAUUGAUAUGGUUAUCGUGCGAGAGAACACAGAGGACCUAUACGUGAAGGAAGAGAAGACCUAUGAUAGUGCGGAUGGCAGUGGGAAGAUCGCGGAGGCUAUCAAGAGGAUUUCCGAGAAAGCUUCCUUCCGUAUUGCUACAAUGGCUGGUGAAAUCGCUUUGCGACGACAGAAGACCAGAGAGAUGGGGCUUCCGAGCAUACACAAGUCACCACUCGUCACAAUUACACACAAGUCGAACGUCCUCAGUCAGACGGAUGGCCUCUUCCGAUCUACCGCCAGGGAAGCCUUGGCUGCUCCCAAGUUCUCGAGCGUAGGUGUGGAGGAGCAGAUCGUUGAUUCCAUGGUCUACAAGCUCUUCCGUCAACCAGAGACCUACGACGUGAUUGUGGCUCCCAACUUGUACGGAGACAUCCUGUCAGAUGGAGCUGCUGCCUUGGUUGGGUCUCUUGGUCUUGUGCCAAGUGCCAACGUUGGUGAAGGUUUCGCGAUCGGAGAGCCAUGCCAUGGAAGUGCACCCGAUAUCAUGGGCAAAAACAUUGCAAACCCAAUUGCGACUCUGAGGAGUGUAGCCUUGAUGUUGGAGUUCCUGAAUGAGGAAGCCGCUGCCGCUAAGAUCUAUGCUGCCGUUGAUGCUAACCUUGUGGAGGGCAAGUUCCUGAGCCCGGAUUUGGGAGGAAAGGCCACCACAACUGAGGUUGUUGAAGAUAUCCUGAGACGUCUGUAG